AUGCCGCCGCCGCUCUCGUUUUCCUUCUCGUCGAACCUCAGCACGCCGCUCACGACGACCUUUGCCGGGGCGCACGCGCUCUGGUGGCCGUGCACCUCGCGGGGCGCGCCCAAGAUCUUCCUCCUCUUUGUGCCGGGCAACCCGGGCCUCGCCUCGUAUUACAUCCCCUUCCUGUCCACCAUCCACCAGCACCCGGCGCUCCGCUCCAGGAUCGAGAUCCUCGCCGUGUCGCACCGCGGCCAUGCCCCGCUGCCAAAGGGCUCCCACCCCGUGUGGGGCGACAACGAGGAGAGCAUGCGCGAUGCCGCUAGGGGCUACGGCACCACCCUCAACGACCAGAUCCGACACAAGAUCGCCGCUGUAGAUGCCAUCCGCAAGCGAUACCCGUCCAGGCAGCACCGGGCUGGUAGCGGCGAUGACGCUGGCGGCGACGACGACGGCGACGGCGACGACGGCGGAGACACACAGCUGGUCCUCUGCGGCCACUCGGUCGGCGCCUACAUCUGCACCCAGAUCCUCAAGGCGCGCCCGGACGCCGUCGACGGCCUCCACCUCCUCUUCCCCACGCUCAGCUGGAUCGCAAACACGCCAAACGGCCGCCGGCUGCGCCCGCUCUUCCACCCGCUCUUCUACACGCUGCUCCUGCCGCUCCCGCUCCUGCUCCUCUCGCUGAUCCCCCUGGCCUUCUUCGUGCCCCUCGUCAGGCUGCUCACGUCGCAGCCCAAGGUGGCCGUCACGUCGACCGUCGACCUGCUGCGCACGCCCGGCGCGGUGCGCAACGCCAUCCGCAUGGCGGCCGACGAGAUGAAGACGAUCAAGAGCCUCCAGGCCGACGUCAAGCACGCCGUCACGACGUUUGCCGCCGCGCGGCGCAGCGAGGGCGAGAGGGCCAAGGUGCUCCGGACCUACUGGAGCCGCGGCGACGAGGACGGCUGGGCGCCCGCCUGGCUGCGGUCGCAGGUGGAAGCGGAGCUGAGCCUGCAACGCAUCCACCUGCCCACCGAGCUCCACACCAACCCGGCCCUCUCCAACGGCCGCAGCUCGACCAACCUCGUCGCAUCCCCGCUCUCGGAGUCGCCCCCCUCGUCGCCCUCGCCAUUGCCGACGUCGCCGCAGCCGUUGACGACGACGCCGUCGUCGUCGUCGUCGUCGACCCUGACGUCGCCGCAGCAACGACGACGACGACGAGGCCAGCAACGGCAGCGCACCCGCUCCUUCUCGCUGUCCGAGUACCGCUCGGCCAGCGCGACGAUGCCCAAGCUGCAGCAUGCCAAGGCCAGGAGGAAGCCCACGGGCGAGAUUGUCAUUGAGACCACCGUCCCGGACAGCGACAGCGACAGCGACAGCGAUGGUGACAGUGACAGCGGCGGCGAGGACGCUCGAUCCCCCGACGGUCUGCAGCGACAAGGACAAGGACAAGGACAGCGACGACGCAGCCGUGCCAAUACCGGUCUCGCCGCAGACGUCGAGGCCCGAGCGACUUCGACCAUCUGCAAACUCGGCAUGCCCCAUGCCUUUUGUCUCGACCACGGCGAACCAAUGGGCGAGAUCGCAGCACACUGGCUCGUACGCGACCACCUCUAG
Pseudozyma flocculosa PF-1 is the source of this 1584-nucleotide messenger RNA. RefSeq lists its product as uncharacterized. The record is from RefSeq and is a predicted model, not a curated record. The transcript has 2 exons. Gene Ontology annotation, molecular function: lipase activity. NCBI's taxonomy places the organism in Eukaryota, Fungi, Basidiomycota, Ustilaginomycetes, Ustilaginales, Ustilaginaceae. Gene Ontology annotation, biological process: lipid storage. The coding region runs from base 1 to 1584 and encodes 527 amino acids. Gene Ontology annotation, cellular component: lipid droplet.